This is a messenger RNA of Plasmopara halstedii, 4161 nucleotides long. RefSeq names its product CLIP-associating protein. Gene Ontology annotation, cellular component: cytoplasmic microtubule. The record is from RefSeq and is a predicted model, not a curated record. Gene Ontology annotation, molecular function: microtubule binding. The coding region runs from base 1 to 4161 and encodes 1386 amino acids. Lineage: Eukaryota; Oomycota; Peronosporomycetes; Peronosporales; Peronosporaceae. The transcript has 11 exons. Gene Ontology annotation, biological process: microtubule cytoskeleton organization.
AUGGAGGAAACAGCGGCCCUGCUGAGCUCUACAGCGACUAAGCAGCGCUUAGCAGGUGUAACAGGACUUUUGGAGCAGCUCCGCAAGCAGGAUGUACCUCUUGAGUCCUCUACUGAAUUGCUGCCUCAUGUUAUCCACUGUCUGCGUGGUCACAACUCGAAAAUUGCACUUGGAUCAUUAGAGAUUCUCGAAAUACUAGUCUCGAAAUCGCCCGAGAGUACUCUCCGCUUGUAUCUCAAACUGCUCUGGACCAGCCUCGUGGAGCGGCUUGGGGAUAGCAAAUUACAAGUGCGAGAGAAGGCUGUGGACGUAAUCGUAGAAUUAUCAGUUGUACUUGACGUGAAUAUGGUACUUGACAAUCUGAAAGGUUGUAUGAACCAUAAAAACUGGCGCACACGCGAGCAGAGUUUGCACGCCACAUGGAGGUGUUUGGAAAAGCACGACUUGUUUAAGGCUCAGCAGGAAAAUCUUUUUGAUGAUGUGCUAAAAUUGCUGGAAGACUCGUCGAAAGAUGUGCGUGAUGCUGCGAUAAAGGCGCUGGAGAAAUUUUACACCUUUAUCGGAUCUUCACUUUUAAGUGAUAUGGAAUAUAAGAACAUUCGCCCAGCUCAUAUGAAGAUGUUAACUGAAAGAUUUGAGCGACUUCGAGGUGCAAGUAUGAUUUUAUCCCGGGAUGCCGUUCGAUCGCAACCUUAUAAUGGUGCCCCCGAAUCGAUAAACGUCCAAUCAGACCAGUUGUCGUCAAUUUUGUCGGCAUAUGAUCUUCAAGUCUCGGCUUCUUCUACUUCGAUGGCGCGUUAUUUGGAAUCUGUCCGAAGCCGAACGCAAAACGAUGCUAAGGCUGCGGUUGCUGAAGGCGAGCGAUCUCCAUCCCAAACAUCCUCUUCAAAAAGUUUUAAUGACCAUCACAGCUCCAAACGCACUAUCGAAAAAAAAGGAAACGAUGUUACAGAAAAAGAAUUGCAAAAACAGUUAAGUGUCGUAUGUGAGAAACUUAAACUCGAGAACAAGUGGGACCAACGUGUAGGAGGUCUAAAGAUACUUCAAAGGCUAGCGAGUCGAUGCAGCAAGGCUUCAAACAGUGAAGUUGCCCUUUCCGUUUUGUCGCAAGGCAUACGUACAGUUCGUGAGCUGUUAUGCCAGCAAGUGAGUGACUUGCGAUCUUCCGUGUCUAGAGAAGCUUGCGAUACAAUACAAACGCUCGCUAAAUCCCUUCGAGACGAAUUUAAUGCGCAUGCAGAAUUUUGUUUGGAUAGUUUACUGAAAGCGACUUACGUAACGAUUCAAGUGAUUUCAACUUCAGCAGAUUCAACAAUUAAGUGCAUGAUUGAAAGCACAAGUAACGGAUACUCACGUGUGAUUCCUAAACUCAUCGAAUGCGUCAAAUCUCGAAAUCAAGUGCUGCGAUGCAACGCGGUAUGCUACUUGACACUUAUCUUAAAAAAGUGGAGCUUCAACUUUUUAAGCAAGCAUUCAGCUAUGUUUGUACCGAUCAUGCCGGCUAUUCUUCAAGAUGCACUAGGUGAUGUGCGCUCGCAGUCUAGAAAAUGCUAUUGGGCUUUGCAUCACCUCUUUCCGAAUGAAGCAAGAAACAUAUUUAGUGGUUUGGAUCGAUUGACGCAAAAGAAUUUACUUGAUGAUCCUUCCAAAAAUACAGCCAUGAUCACUCGGCACUUAGACGAGAGCUUGACAACUGCUUCAUUGACCCAUAACACAGAUAUUGAUCGCUUUGCGCUUAGAAAGAAUGCCAUCCAGCCAGCGACAAGCAUUCCUGGAGCAGUAGAUUUGACUGCCGAAGAACCGACUACAGAGAAGCUUCCGAGAAGGGUGCUGGAAGGAAGUUCACUAUCGAUCGGAGCUGAACUGGUAGAAGAAGUUCCGCGAAUGAUACCGCAAGGCCCACUGCGCGUCGGGCUAGUAGGUCGAGCAAAAUCAUCAGAUUUACAAGAUAACCCUGAAUCUACAAACCAGACGACAACACGAACUUCUACCAUAGGUCCCCUUCGAAUACGAAGUGCACCAAAGUCAUCGCCCUCAAUCGACUCAACUACCGAAAGCUUAUACACAUCGCGACAAGGACCAUCUAAUGCUGGUUAUCACACAAGCUCUCAGCACCACUCUUUGAAAGCGCAGCGAGUCCAGCUUGCGGCAGAUUCCCAGUUGCCACAACAAGCGGAGAAUAACGAAGGAAAUAAUGGUCCAAAAAGACUUCCGCUUGCAUCGAUGCCCUCACCGCCUAUAUCGAAUGCUUCAAGCCCUAGAUCCAACAAGUCAACGAUCGAAGCACGAAAUAUACCACAGCGGAUUCUACCUGCGAGCGAGUCAGAGGGGUCUAAAGCUGCAUCUUUGCCGGUAACAGACAUACUUGAGGAUGCCCUUCGAACGCUUGAAAGCAAGUCCUGGUCUACCAGAUUGGAGGCUGCAGAAUAUAUUGGUACGUAUAUACAACAGCGAGUCCAGCAAAUUGAAAGCGGUGGGAGCAGAGAUCACAAGUUGGAUGACCGAAUUACAGUUGCGUUUAUUAAGCAUCUUAAUGAUGCUCAUUAUCGAGUCUCUCAAGGAGUGCUAAAAAAUCUGCUAUCGCUAUUGAAACUAUCUCACCACACUCAGCGACUACCUUCUCAUUUGAAGUCGGUAUUGCCAAAGCUUUUUCAGAAGUUUGUUGACACCAAAGAAUCGAUUCGAGUAGUUGCAAAGGAAAAUUUGGAUUAUAUCGCGAUGACAGUCGACAACUCGACACUGGCUGCAAUUACAAUUUCGAUAUUGGGAGAUGGAAGCAAUAUGAAGGUCAAGGCUGCCAUGUGUCAUUACUUGCGCGAGUUGCUGCCAGGUGCUGGAGGGUACAUGAAACACGGUACAAACAGCAGCCACAUGAGAACGUUUUUGCUCAAAAUCGCUCUUCUUAUGGAUGCGGACGUCCCUGUCUCUGUCUCAUCAGCAUGUGGUGAGUUAGUCUCAGUCGUGGCACAGCUGUACGGUUCCGAGCUGAAUGAGGCACUAGGGUUUUUAUCUCCGUCCAAGCGCUUAGUCGUGUCCAAACUACUUCACUCUAAAAAUAUUGUGCUAAAGCCCACUCUUGUGCAACGACCACAGCUUGUCGCGUCAACAAAUUCGCAUUCAACGCGACCAUACGACGAUGACAAUGAUAACCAAGAUAUGGAAACCGAAGAUUUCAGACCAGAAAGGAGCCGAAAGCGAGCUGAGUCACCAAGUGUGACUAUCUCUAGCCCUGCUCGCCGAAACAAUCAAAAGCGGAUAAAUACAACACCCAAGGAUAUUGCCUCACAAAACGGCGAGAACCAAAAAAUGGAACUCGCUCAACCAAAAAGCUUUGCGACAGCUCCUCAAAUAAAUUCGAUGAAUGUCAAGGUAAUAUCAACCCAAAGCGUGCCGUUUCGUACUGCGUUACCUGCGAGAUUUACUGUUGACACGCAUGCCGCAUCACUCGAAGAAAUCCUUCAUGCCCUUGAGCAAAACAAUCUGUCGGAGACUGAGAUAAAGCACGCGCUAUACAAGACAUUGCACUGCAUCGAGAUUGAGUCGCCGGAGACUUGGGAUCGCUGCUUCGGGCGGCUGCUUUUACUGCUUGUUGAUGCUGCCACCGAGAAUAAUAUAUAUGCGCUAAAGGUGCUUCAACAUCUGGUCAAAGCGCAGCCAACUCGAGCGCAAAUGUUUUUUGAGUUGCUACUCCAGCGUUUGAUUGAUGCAAUUGUCCAUCAAAUUGAUGUGGCUCGCCAUUUGAUGGAGCGAAUUCUUCACGACCUCGUUAGUCAGACGAGCGACCCCAAUCUGACACUGUUAAUGCUGAUUCAAUUGGAUUCGGACAGGGAACCACCGACGUUACAAGUUGUGCUUCGACUCAUCAAAGUUUGUUUGCAGGCCUGUGAGCGCGAUACUUUUGAUUUGUCAAAAUUCUUGCACAACAACGACGGAACAGAUAGCCUUUUGAGGAUGUUGGUCCGACGUCUCGGACAUGCAAGCUCCAGUGUUCGCAAAAAUGCUGUGGAUUGUUUGGUUGCUUUUCAUUUUGCGGCAAAUGAUAAAAGCCACAUAUUGUCCAAGUAUCUCGCUACAGCACUUGACGAUACACAACUGCGGCUGGUUGAGAUCUUUAUUGACCGCGCUAGGAUGGAACGGCACCAUAUCGAUCUUUCGCUGUAA